Pseudoliparis swirei is the source of this 2674-nucleotide messenger RNA. Its product is annotated as BTB/POZ domain-containing protein 10-like. The transcript has 8 exons. Gene Ontology annotation, biological process: positive regulation of phosphorylation. Gene Ontology annotation, molecular function: protein binding. The record is from RefSeq and is a predicted model, not a curated record. Gene Ontology annotation, cellular component: cytoplasm. NCBI's taxonomy places the organism in Eukaryota, Metazoa, Chordata, Actinopteri, Perciformes, Liparidae. Bases 221 to 1909 code for a protein of 562 amino acids.
GCAACACCAUCGCCGUGAUUCGGUGAAGCACGCGGCCAUUCACAGUUCCAGGUCUCUCCGGUGACUCCGGGACGACGAGCCGGUGCGCGCGUCUCACUCAGCGGCGCGGACAUUGAUAACGCCUCCGGGUUCCCAGCGGUGGAUUUCUAUUGUUGUUGUUGUUGUUUUGUUCGAAAUCCAGGUCGAGUGUGUGAAACGAUGCCGAUGAAGUUGGAAAGUAAUGAGCGAGGAUGCUGAAGCUGCCGGAAAGCCCGCUUUGUUCGGAGGAGCGCAGGGCUUCUGCGCCGCCGUCCUCCCGCAGCUCAUCCCCUGCUGCUUCGUCUUCACUUGGCCUUUCGGUACCGACCGGGAGCGGUGUGCUCUGUCCGGACUGGACCAGCAGCAGGUCAGCACCAUGAGCCUCCACGGAGCCGCCGGCGGGGGCCGAAAAAGAGGAGGGGCGGAACAUUACCGGGACCAACGGCGGCGUUCCGGCGACCGCUCGCGUGACUCCUCCCACGAGAGAGGAGAGAGCCAGCUGACGCCCUGCAUCCGGAACGUCACUUCUCCCACUCGUCAGCACGACCGCCAGCGUGGCGACGGAGGCUCCUCCUCCAGAUCCUCCAGUCCUCGUCCUCCCAGGGUUUCCCUUCCCUGUUCUCACUUCGGCGGGGCCCUGGUCGGGGGACACGUUCCUCGGGCCCCGGGUCCUCCCGGAGCGGACCGCCACCGCUCCAAGACGCUGGGCUCCAGAUCGUGCGAUAUGAUCUACGUGUAUGACCUCAGCGGUAAAGAGGGGCAUCGCAGUGGGCUGAGGCUGGGAGAACGAAUUACACUCAUUGUUGAUGAUACCAGAUUUGUGGUGGAUCCGGCCAUCUUCACGGCUCAACCCAACACCAUGCUGGGCAGGAUGUUUGGUUCUGGGCGAGACCACAACUUUACACGACCCAAUGAGAAAGGGGAGUUUGAAGUGGCCGACGGCAUCAGCUCCACCGUCUUCAGAGCCAUUCUGGAUUACUACAAGUCGGGGAUAAUCCGCUGCCCCGACGGCGUCUCCAUCCCCGAGCUGAGGGAGGCAUGUGACUACCUCUGCAUCUCCUUCAACGACAGCACCAUCAAGUGCAGAGACCUCAGCGCCCUGAUGCACGAGCUGUCCAACGACGGCGCCCGCCGCCAGUUCCAGUGCUACCUGGAGGAGAUGGUGCUGCCGCUGAUGGUGGCCAGCGCCCACAGCGGGGAGCGGGAGUGUCACGUGGUGGUGCUGACCGACGAAGACGUGGUGGACUGGGACGAAGAGUAUCCCCCGCAGAUGGGCGAGGAGUACUCACAGAUCAUCUACAGCACCAAGCUGUACCGCUUCUUCAAAUACAUCGAGAACAGAGACGUGGCCAAGAGCGUCCUGAAGGACCGCGGCCUGAAGAAGAUACGCCUGGGGAUAGAAGGCUACCCGACCUACAAAGAGAAGGUGAAGCGGCGUCCCGGAGGUCGUCCGGAGGUCAUCUACAACUACGUCCAGCGUCCCUUCAUCCGCAUGUCCUGGGAGAAGGAGGAGGGGAAGAGCCGCCACGUGGACUUCCAGUGCAUCAAGUCCAAGUCCAGCAGCAGCCUGGCCGCCGCCGGCGCCGCAGACGGGCCCCGGGACCAGCCGGGGGCCCCGGACCCUCAGGCGGACGAGCUGGACACCGCGGGCGUCAACGAUCCCCAUCAGCCGGCUCUGGGACCGGCGCCGGAGAACACGGCGGGCCCCCAGCAGGCCCGGGACCCCCAGCAGGCCCAGGACCCCCAGCAGGCCCAGGACCCCCAGCAGGCCCGGGACCCCCAGCAGGCCCAGGACCCCCAGCAGGCCCAGGACCCCCCUCACAGCAGCAGCUACACUCAGGCCACCUACCACUACAAGCCGGACCCCGACUCACCCUCGCCCUCCGCAUGAGACACUGGACUACAACUGACACUGGACUACAAAUGACACUGGACUACAAAUGACACUGAACUACAACUGACACUGGACAACAAAUGACACUGGACUACAACUGACACUGGACUACAAAUGACACUGAACUACAACUGACACUGGACUACAACUGACACUGGACUACAACUGACACUGGACUACAAAUGACACUGGACUACAACUGACACUGGACUACAAAUGACACUGAACUACAACUGACACUGGACUACAACUGACACUGAACUACAAAUGACACUGGACUACAAAUGACACUGGACUACAACUGACACUGGACUACAAAUGACACUGGACUACAACUGACACUGAACUACAAAUGACACUGAACUACAAAUGACACUGGACUACAACUGACACUGGACUACAAAUGACACUGGACUACAACUGACAUGUGGCUGUCGGACUCAGAGCGGCUCGGAGCACAGACACUUGAUUGGCCGUCGAGAGCCAAUAAGGACGCAGCGUUCCAGAUGAAGCACCUGCUGCCCCCCCCCCCCCCCCCAAACACCACUCGGCCUUCCUCUGCAGCCAACGGUUCUUUACUCAGCGGACCAGAGGAGUUCAUUCUGCCUGUGAGGAGACACACCUGCUGCUGGGAUACCUCACCCUCAACGUACCUCCUCUCCUCCUCUCCUCUCCUCUCCUCCUCAUCCUUUCAUCUCUUCUGCUCCGAGCACACAGAACAUGUUGGAGACACAAUGUUUUACAAUAAAUGCUUCAAACACA